ACAGUAGCCGGCAACGCCCCGAUUGCAAUUGUUGCUUGUUCUGUGUUCUGUGAUUUGUGUUGUGUGUUGUUCCCAAUUAUUGUCUCGACAUGUCGAAUAUUGUGCUCUAUGGCAUUGACAUUAGUCCUCCAGUACGUGCCUGUCUACUGACUCUUCGGGCUCUGGACUUGCCCUAUGAAUAUAAGAAUGUUGAUCUACUUGCUGGCGAGCAUAAGACUGAGGAGUUUCUGAAGAAGAAUCCACAGCACACGGUGCCCUUGUUGGAUGACGACGGAACUUUGAUUUGGGACUCUCAUGCCAUAUGCUGCUAUCUGGUGGAUAAGUAUGGCAAGUCGGAUGAGCUGUAUCCGAAGGAUCUGGUGAAGAGGGCGCAUGUGGAGCAGCGCCUAUAUUUUGAUGCCAGUGUGCUCUUCAUGUCUUUGAGGAACAUAUGCGUGCCAUACUUCUACAAGAAGGUGUCUGAGGUGCCCCGGGAGAAGAUCGACAAUAUAAUCGAUGGCUAUACUCAUCUGGAGAAGUUCCUGGGUGACAAUCCCUAUGUGUCCGGCGACACCGUGACCAUUGCUGAUUUCUGCUGUGCGGCUACGGCCUCCUCGUUGCCCGCCAUGUUGCCUAUCGAUCCGGAGAAGUAUCCAAAGAUUAUUGCCUGGCUGGCACGUCUGAGUGAGCUGCCCUAUUAUCAGGAGGCCAAUAACGAGGGUGCUGAAAAGUACAUCAACAUUCUGAAAGACGCAUUUACAAUUGUCUAAAUUGAUCAUUAUUAUAUACAUGCAUACAACUGUCCUCACAUAUAUAUUUUAUAUGGCACUUAUAUAUAUCUAAUAAAUUAUCGAUAACAAUG
Molecule: messenger RNA, 841 nt
Organism: Drosophila montana
Lineage: Eukaryota; Metazoa; Arthropoda; Insecta; Diptera; Drosophilidae
Product: glutathione S-transferase 1-like
Exons: 1
Coding region: 90-749 (219 amino acids)
Biological process (GO): glutathione metabolic process
Molecular function (GO): glutathione transferase activity
Source: RefSeq, a predicted model, not a curated record